This is a messenger RNA of Coffea arabica (coffee), 1885 nucleotides long. NCBI's taxonomy places the organism in Eukaryota, Viridiplantae, Streptophyta, Magnoliopsida, Gentianales, Rubiaceae. The record is from RefSeq and is a predicted model, not a curated record.
AUGAGAUCACAAUCUCCAGGUGUAGAAAUGUUCUUUUUUCCCUUUUUGGGUGGAGGAAUUCCGAAUGAUCGACCUGGCCAGGCUGUUCUCAAGCCAUGGUGUCAAAGCCAGUAUGAUCACCUUCCCGAACGAUGCAGCUGUCUUUGAAAAAUCAAUCAGAAGAGACCAGCAAUCUGGGCACGACAUCAAACUCCUCACUCUUCAAACCCCUGCAGAUGAUGCCGGCCUCAGCACAACAGACAUGUCUGCCCCGCCGCUCACUGACACCUCCGUUCUCCAAGAACCCCUCAAACAAGUCAUCAAAGACUACACCCCGGACUGCAUUGUCGCCGAUGCCUUCCACUGUUGGGUGCCGUACGUUACUGACCAAAUAGGGAGUUCACAAAUCAUCUUUAAUGGCAAUUGUUGCUUUGCCAGCUGUUGUGAAUAUAGUCUCAGACGGCAUUCGCCUCAUACAGAAGUCAGCUUGGAUUCUGAGCCCUUUCGAAUUCCGGGUCUUCCUGGUAAGAUAGAACUGACUAGGUCUCGGCUUCCGCCGGCCUUUCUCCGAAUGGGGAAUGGAGUUCCAGCUAAGAUGAUGAUAGCAGAGCAGUACAGUUUUGGACAAGUUAUUAAUGGUUUCUAUGGUCUAGAACCAGCUUAUGUUGAUCAUUGUAGAAAUGCAAUGCGAAAGAAAAUUUGGCUUGUUGGACCCGUUUCUUUAUGCAACAACAAUCUCGAAGAUAAGGCAACAGAGAGAGGUCAAAAGGCCACUAUUGAUGAAAGUAGUUGUUUGAGAUUGAGUUGGCUUGAUUCCAAGAAACCAAGUUCAGUUGUAUUUAUAAGUUUUGGCAGCCUAGCUAGACUCAGCUCCACUCAACUUUAUGAAAUCGCUUGUGGUCUUGAAAAUUCAGGUCAUCCGUUCAUAUGGGUGGUGGGAAAAGCACUAGAGGAAGCAGGUAAGGAUAAAUUUCCGGAUGGACUUGAGGAGGGGAUGAUAGGAAAUAAGAAGGGAUUGAUAAUCAAAGGGUGGGCUCCACAGUUGCUUAUCUUGGAACACGAGGCUAUAGGUGGGUUCCUGACGCAUUGUGGAUGGAAUUCUGCUCUGGAGGGAGUGUGUGCUGGGGUGCCUAUGAUCACCUGGCCGCUCUCAGGGGAGCAUUUUGCCAAUGAGAAGUUGGUGACAGAUGUGUUGAAGAUUGGAAUAGCAGUUGGGAGUGAGGGAUGGGCGUCGUGGCCAUUGGAGAGGAAGGAGGUGGGGGGGAGGGAGAAAGUGGAGGCGUCUGUGUUAAGGCUGAUGAGUGAUGGUGAAGAGAGGAAGAGGGUGAAAGAAUUAGUGAAGAUUCGUAAGACGGCGGUGGAAGAAGGCGGGUCUUCGUUUAAUGACACGCCAUCGUUGAUUGAGGAACUCAAGUCCCUCCGGCGGGCGUAAAAUAUGGUAGUAAAAUACUACUUGCAGCAAAAUAGAAGUCCGUCAGGGAGGGUGGGGGUGGCGGUGGCGGCGUCUAGUCCACCACUAGGUUAGGAGGAAGAAAAAAAAAAGAAAAAGAAUUGUGUGUGUUUGUGCAACGUUUUGUACGAAAACAACGAGGUGAAUUGAUGCUCUGCCUAAUUACUCUUGAUGGAAAUUUUAUUGAUCUUUUCUGCUGAAAUAGUACUCCAAUGCAGUAAAUCAGAAUUUGGAUGUCGUUUCAUGGGGUUGGUUCUUGUUGCACAAACUAUUAUGGGGUGUUUGAGAAAUGGGUUACGCUCACUACAUAACUCAUCGACUGUGAAAUUGCAAGAAAUUGACGAUGGAAGUUAGUAUACUGUUCUGAGUUUAUCACUUAUUUGAUGCUACUUGUGUAUAUAAUUGGAAUUUCUUGUAUUUUAAAAGUCUGUCGUGGGUUACAUGUAACUUUAUAAA